CGCGGCCUGUCCCCGCCCCGCCCAGGCGCCUGCACCGGCGGUAGGGCCUAGUCGCCAUGAGCGGGGCGCGGGUCGGGUUGGGCCCGUUGGGCGCGCUGGGCCCGUGGCUGCGGGCGGCGCGGCCGGGAUGGCUGUGGGCAGGUGCGGCCUGGGCGCUGGCGCUGGGCGCCCUGCUGGGCGCAUGGCGCUGGGCCGGCGGGCGGAGGCGGGCGGCGCGCCGCCUGCAGCGGGUCGGGACGGUGCUGCGCCUCGUCGUGUACCCAGUGAAGUCGUGCAAGGGGGUGGAAGUGUCGCGGGCGCAGGUGACGCCGAUGGGGCUGCGGAGCGGGGAGCUGCGGGACAGGUUUUGGCUUGUGACCAAGGAAGAUGGGCACAUGGUUACAGCUCGCCAGGAGCCACGGCUGGUCCUUAUAUCUGUCGGGUCUGAGAACGGACACUUGACUUUGGAGGCACCAGAAAUGAAGAGGCUGUGCUUGCCCAUAAAGCUUCCCAGGAAGAAUCCCGUGCUGAACUGCAGGGUGUUUGGGCUGGAUAUCCAAGGCAGGGACUGUGGAGAUGAAGUGGCCCAUUGGAUCACCACUUUCCUGAAUUCGGGGCCAUAUCGACUGGUGCACUUUGAAUCCUCCAUGGUGCCAAGAAAGUCAAAGGACAUAAUGAAUGUUUUCCGAACCACAGAUGAGGUUGCCUAUCCUGAUUGUAGCCCAGUCUUGAUGCUUUCAGAAGCUUCACUGGAAGAUUUAAAUAGAAAGCUGGAGAAGAAAGUUAAGAUGGAGAACUUCAGGCCAAAUAUUCUCGUGACAGAUUGCAGUGCUUUUGAGGAGGACACCUGGGAGGACAUUAUUAUUGGCAACGUGGAGAUGAAAGGAACAAUGUGUUGUAGCAGGUGUAUUUUAACAACUGUUGACCCAGACACUGGAGCCCUGGACAGGAAGGAGCCCCUGGAAACAUUGAAAAGUUACCGCUUGUGUGAUCCGUCCGAGCGACAUUUACACAAAUCCAGCCCUCUCUUUGGAAAAUACUUCGCUGUUGACAGAACUGGAGUAAUUCAAGUUGGAGAUCCUGUGUACAAGAUGGUUGAGUAAGGAGAGAGAUCGUGAUCAGAGGAUGCCUUUUCACUUUCACGGGCAAACUGUUUUCCCACGAGCAUAGUCACCAGCAUAACUUUUUCUUGUUCCUGGCAAUAUCUCUUGUGCUAUGUUCCUUUGUAAGGUGCAGGGGGUCUUUGAGGCUAUGAAGUGCCACUCACUUCAGAUCAUGUUAUCUGCUAGCAUGGCUGUAGCAAACGUCUUUAGAUUUUUCUGGGGGCUGUAAUAGAAGAAACUCUAAUCCAAGACAGACUUCACAGCACUGCUGUGAGCAUCACACCUCCUAAAAUUUUAUGUCAAACUCGCUAUCGGGAUCCAAAAUUAUGUACAUGAGCUUUGCAUCGCAUAUCAGUGCCUAUAAAAACCACAAAACCUGUCAUGCCAAGUGUAAAGUGAAUAUGUUGGUCACAGAACUGCCUUUACAAGUGAACAUGGAGAGCAGAUGGCAAGUCACUGUCUUAGAUUCCACCCUUCUUGGUCCUAGUCAUCUUACGCUAUCAAUAACUGGAGAUCCUUUUUCGCAAUGAUACUUACAAUGCAGUCCUUUCCUGAAGAAAAUUACUGUCUUUCAAGAUGGGAGCAAUAUCAGAAGGAGAAGGAUUGUGAGCUGGCGAAAUGCUGCUCUAGUCUGGAGGUGGAAACACUGGCUGACAAUCUGGGAGACUGGGGGUUUAUUUAAUUUGUGACUUCUGCUUGAUAGAGUUUGAACCAUCAGGCUUUUUUUUCCUCUGAAGCAUACUGUCACACCAGUCCUGUAGGGCAGUGAUUAGUUUGCUGCUGUAUCAGUAGAACUUCCAAUUUGACUAAAAGAACUAGGUGUUUGCUGGAUCAGAGACCUUAUGCACGUUAGACGGGAGGAAAAGCUCUUGAGUGAUGUAAUUCUAAGCCUGCACAUUCAAGCUGAUGUCCAGGCCAAUACUGUAGGCUCUUGUGUUUGUACAUAGUUCCUCUCUAGCUCCAAGCAAAUGUUUGGCAAGCUGCGGUUUUGGACUGAGCAUGUUAUGUUGUGUUAUGUUAUUACUGAUUAUGCAUUUAGAUCUCUGGUUGCCCCCUACCUCUAACCAAAGGUUCUGCCAUUUGCUGGUAGUUAGAUUUUCUGCCAUAUUUUGUGCUGCAUAGAGCAGAUAGGGGAAGAACCUAGUUGGAUUAUGGCAGUAGUGCCUUUUCUUUAAAUAUUACGUGAUUUUCUUUUAAAAAAAAAAGUGGACUCUAAGGCAGAGCCAGCCAUCUUUCCAAUGCUUGUCUGCAUACUGCUUUGUUCUGGAUUACUAGAUCUAGAAAGAGUGUUGAUCUAGGCAAAAAAAGGGAAUCCAAUUAAGUGUGAAGAAGAACAAAUACGACACAAUCUGGUGUUGAGAUUCUUUGCUUUCUGUUGUGAAUGCGAAACUGGUAUUUUUGCCCCGUGUUUACAGCUCAGAUCUGUAAAAUGGAGAGCCACUGUGUCUUUGAGCCAGUUCAGGCAUACGUGGCAAGCCUGAAGCAACCAUAUGGGGAAAGUAGUUUUCUUCUGUUUGUGAACUAUUGAGUUGCCGUGAAUAUCCUUCUGUCAGCAGAGUGCUGUGUAAGUGUUAAAGUUUUCCUAUGACAAACAAGUGCCCAGGUCAGACUGCACGUUGCAAUGUUUGGGUGUUGCUAUGCCUGAUGCAGCAAUUAGUGGGAGGAAGUGAGACAAAAAGCAUCUUUUGGAAAGGAAAAUAAUCCUGAGAUUCCUUUUUAAGAAGCAUAUGUUGAAGGUCCUUGGUAUCAGGAGCUGAAACCUUGUGGGAUUCCUAAUGGUAUGAUUAAUCAAAGACAGCCUGCAGCAAAGCCAUCAAGUUACGUGUGUGUCCAUUCAGUCAAAGAAGCCGAAGGAAAAAGAGAUGAGUUUUUGGCUCUAGCUAAACAUAUUUUUUUCACUGUUGUUUUACCACCACAUUAGGCUUUAUGUAACACAAAUCGUGUGGUAUAAAUCAUCUUGCCUUUUAUUAGAGUAUCAUUGAUUGGGCUGAUUUGGAAAUGAGGCUGUCUCCAAUGAGAAACUACAUCUGCAUUCCUGUUAAGAAAAUGCUAUAGAUCUGAACCUCAGAUUUAUCCCUGUAAAAGCCACUUAGAAAAAUUUGGCAAGAGUCCUUAAUCAGGUGUGCGUCUGAGUACAACACGUUUCACUAAUGACACUUAAAUCAGUUAGGAGAUGAGAGAAAGCCAUUCUGGGAAGUGGAGAAGAUAACUUACAAACAUUGCAAUAUAAAUAUCUUCAUAUAAAUGUUGAACUGCUGUAACUGUAGGAAUUGUAUUUGAUCUUGCUAAAGCCAUUUAGGAAAUUGACUGAAAACAUGUCAAUAACAAAUCACUGGUUUUAAAAUUGUGUACCUAAAAAUGUUAAUUGCUUUUUUAAAUCUAAGAAAAUAGAAAUACAAGCUUCUGUUGAAUCCAAA
Messenger RNA from Colius striatus (speckled mousebird), 3499 nucleotides. RefSeq names its product mitochondrial amidoxime reducing component 2. Gene Ontology annotation, molecular function: molybdopterin cofactor binding; molybdenum ion binding; nitrate reductase activity. Bases 57 to 1082 code for a protein of 341 amino acids. The record is from RefSeq and is a predicted model, not a curated record. Gene Ontology annotation, biological process: nitrate metabolic process. Gene Ontology annotation, cellular component: mitochondrial inner membrane. The transcript is spliced from 7 exons. Lineage: Eukaryota; Metazoa; Chordata; Aves; Coliiformes; Coliidae.